Messenger RNA from Capsaspora owczarzaki ATCC 30864, 1779 nucleotides. RefSeq lists its product as hypothetical. Gene Ontology annotation, biological process: chromatin remodeling; positive regulation of transcription by RNA polymerase II. NCBI's taxonomy places the organism in Eukaryota, Filasterea, Ministeriida, Capsasporidae. The record is from RefSeq and is a predicted model, not a curated record. The transcript has 2 exons. Gene Ontology annotation, molecular function: protein binding; histone H3 acetyltransferase activity. Gene Ontology annotation, cellular component: histone acetyltransferase complex. Bases 19 to 1779 code for a protein of 586 amino acids.
CUUGGUACAAACUCGACAAUGUCUGACGGUGAAGAGCAACGUCCCAUGGAUGCAGCACCGCUUGCCGUUGAGCAGCAGCCGCCUGCCGAGGCUGCUGCCGCCGCCGCUGCUGCGGAGGAGGAGGGCAGCAAGCCUGAGCUGGCUGCUGCGACAACACAUGCAGACUCGGCUCCCAGCACUGAGGCACCCGCUGCCCCCGCCGCUGAGGCUGAGGAGACCAGCGCCCCCGAGCCUGCGUCUGCCGAAUCGGCCAACGGCGGCGAUGGUGAUGCCGGUGCUGCGGCUGCCGUGCCCGCGGCCGAGGAGCAGCAGCAGCCUGCUGAGGCGGCUACCGAUGCUCCAGCUGCCGUCGAAGCCACCCCGGCUGAGCCCGCGGCUGCUCCCGCCGCCACCGAGGACGCUCCCGCUCAAGAUGCGCCUGCGCACACCUCGGAGGAGGCCAAGGCGCCCAGCGCCGAGCCCGCCGCGACCGAACUCGCCGCCGCCUUCGUGGAGGAAACUGCACAAAACGAGGAUCGCGCGGAAAACGACGAAACCCCUGAGGAAGCGCCAUCCACCGUUCGCCUCGGCCUCAACCCCACCGACAUCACCAAGAUGACCACCAUCGUCAAAUCCCUCCAAGAGCACAAGACUGCCGGACCCUUCCUUGAGCCUGUCUCGGCAGAGGUUAUUAAAAACCCAAUGGACCUCGGCACGAUUCAAAAGAAGCUUGAGCAGUCGACCGAAACCUCCAAGGCUCGUCGAGCUGGCGACGCUGCUGCGCCGGCUGCCCCGUACACGUGCUGGGAAGACUUGGCGCUGGACGUCAAGCUGAUUGUGGACAACUGCCUCGAGUACAACCAGACUGGCAGCAAAUUCUACAAGAUGGCACUCGACAUUGAGAAGCGACUGGGUGUCUUGUUGGUCGAGGCCGGCUGGCUUCGCCGCGAGCAAAUCCAAAUGCUUGGUGUUCUCGGCGCCGUGAACAUGCGCAAGAAGUUGGACGAGGAGAAUGCCGGCGAGCCCGUUGCCUCCAACCCGAUCGUCCUGGAGGACACUAGUCUCGGCGCGCCCAAGGCCGCUGCCGCUGCUGCUGCUGCUGCUGCUGCCGCCGCUGCCGCGAGCAGCACUGAAUCGACUGGCUCGACACCUCAAGUAUCGCGAUCAGGUCGUGUUAUUCGCAGCACAAAGCGCCGCCAAUCUUUCGACGAGGCCGCCACGGACGAAGACCGGGACGACGAGGAGCGCGACGAUGAGGACGAGGAAGGCCGCAAGAAGGGCCGCAAGUCAAAGCUGGCGCGUGUUGGCAGCAAAAAGGCCAGCAGCGCCGGAGUGCACGCUGGUGCGCCCCCGGCCAUGCACCACCAGCACCCUGCAGUGUCCCACCACCACCCUCAGCAGCACCUGCUGCACCCGCAACAGAUGCACCACCAACAACACAAUGACUUUUUGCAGCAACAGCAGGCGCAGCAGCAACAGCUCUUCCUGCAGCAGCAGCAACAACAGCAGCAACAAGCGGCGGCUACGGCGCAGUUCCACCAAAUGGCCCCUGGAUAUAAUUCGCAGUACAUGUCCUUCCUCCAGCCGCAAAACCACCUCCUCCAACAGCAACUCCACUUCCAACAACAGCAGCAACUCCAACAGCAGCAGCAACUCCAGCAACAGCAAGCUGCCGCCGCCGCUGCACGACAACGCCAGCAGCUUCAACACCAAACCAACGCUGGCAACCAGCAACGCGCUCCCGCUGACGAAAUGUCGCUUCUUGACGCCUUCCUUGGCUCCCAGUUUGGCAUGCAGUAA